CUUCGCCUCCGGCCUCCUCACCCACAUCCGCCGCCGCCGCCGCAGAAUCGGAAGCAAUCCGCCGCGAGUCGCGACCAUUUCUUGCGAGUAGUAGUAGAGGGGAGAGUGAGUGAGGGGCGUGCUGCAAUGGCGACUGAGGAGGUUGUCCCUGAGGUUCCGGUGACCGAGGUGGAGGCUGCCGCGGCGGAGGAGGCCGUCGAGGAGACGACGGCGGCGGAGGAGAAGGCCGCCAAGCCGGCGAAGGAGAAGAAGAAGGCCGGCAGGCCGCCGAAGGAGAAGAAGGAGGCCAAGCCGGCGAAGGAGAAGAAGGUGAAGGAGGCCAAGGCCAAGAAGCCCCGCGUCGCCGCCGCCCACCCGCCGUACGCCGAGAUGAUCAUGGAGGCGAUCGUGGCGCUGAAGGAGAGGACUGGAUCGAGCUCCCAGGCCAUCGGCAAGCACAUCCAUGCCAACCAUGGCGCCAACCUGCCGCCCAACUUCCGCAAGCUCCUCUCCGGCAACCUCAAGAAGCUCACCGCCGCCGGCAAGCUGGCCAAGGUCAAGAACUCCUUCAAGCUCUCCUCCACCCGCCCUGCCGCUCCGGCCGCCGCCGACGCCAAGCCCAAGGCCGCCCCCGCCACGAAGCCCAAGGUCAAGACCACCAAGGCCGCGAAGCCGGCUGCCAAGGCGAAGGCUCCUGCUACCACCAAGGCCGCGAAGCCGGCGACCAAGACCAAGAUCAAGGUCGCCGCCGCGCCGGCGGCGAAGCCCAAGGCGUCUCCCAAGGCGAAGGCCAAGACCGCCACCUCGCCGGUGAAGCCCCGCGGCCGCCCUGCCAAGUCCGCCAAGACCUCUGCCAAGGACUCGCCUGCCAAGAAGGCGGCGCCGGUGGCUGCCAAGAAGAAGGCGGCGGCGACCAAGAAGAAGGCGUCGGUGGCUGCGGCGCCGGCUGCUCGCAAGGGUGCGGCGAGGAAGAGCAUGAAGUAGAGGUCGCCGGCGAUGAUGCCACCUGGAUUGGAUUGCCCACCUUUUGAUCUCCACAGGCGACAGCGCCAUUAGCAUCAUCAUCAGCAAGUAGUAGCAGAAAUUGUGUUCUGUAAAUGCUUGUUCGUCUUAGUUCGUUUCACCUCCCUCUAGGCGGUAUCAUCAUCUUCUCGCCUGUAAUGAUAGGAUCCCAUCAUCCUCAAAAACCAUAAUACAAAUAUCUAUUUCGUCUUAA
Messenger RNA from Oryza sativa Japonica Group (Japanese rice), 1195 nucleotides. RefSeq names its product histone H1. Gene Ontology annotation, molecular function: structural constituent of chromatin; nucleosomal DNA binding; double-stranded DNA binding. Gene Ontology annotation, cellular component: nucleus; nucleosome. Gene Ontology annotation, biological process: negative regulation of DNA recombination; nucleosome assembly; chromosome condensation. Lineage: Eukaryota; Viridiplantae; Streptophyta; Magnoliopsida; Poales; Poaceae. The record is from RefSeq and is a predicted model, not a curated record.